CGCGCCUCGCUCUCGUCCGACCCUCUCCCUCAUCGAGACGCCCGCUCGCCUGCUGCGUCUUUGUUCAACACCUCCCUUCUCAGCCACCGCCGCCGCCCUCGCAUCUGGCUGCCGUGCCCGCGCGCUCGCCGCCAUGUCCGCGUCUGUCGACCUCGGCGCGCUGGCCACGCUCUUCCAGCAGACGCUCGAGCCGGCGCAGCGCAAGACGGCCGAGGCACACCUGACGCAGCUCGAGAGCAGUGCCGCCGCGUCGCUCUGCGGCACGCUGCUCGACCUCGUCGCGCAGCCCGGCGCCGCGCCCUCGGUGCGCCUCGCGGCGGCCAUCAAGCUCAAGAACAUGGCGCGCCGCGCGUGGGCCGAGGACGAGGAGAGCGAGGCCGCCGACUGCUCCCUCGUGCCGCCGGCGCAGCGCGACGUGCUCAAGCAGCGCCUCCUGCCGCUCAUCGCCCAGCUCAGCAGCGGCGCGGCGCAGGCGGCCCAGAGCAGCGCCAGCCUGCGCCUGCAGCUGGCCGACUGCGUCGCCCUCAUUGCCAACAAGGACUUUCCCGAGCGCUGGCCGACGCUCAUCGACGAGCUCGUCUCGGGCCUCGCACUGCCGCCCGGCAGCCCGGCACUCUCGGCCGUGCUGCACACCGCCCACUCCAUCUUCCGCCGAUGGCGCGCCGCGUUCCGCUCCAACGAGCUCUACACGCAGAUCAUCUUUGUGCUGGACCGCUUCGCCUCGCCGUUCCUUGACCUGCUAAAGCGCACGGACGAGGCGCUCGUCGCCUCUCCUCAGCCGCAGCCCGAAGUUGCCGCAUCGCUCGUGCUCUGCCUACAGGUCUACCACGACCUGUCGGCCCAGGACCUGCCGCCCGCCUUCGAGGACAGCCUGUCGACCUUUAUGCCUCUGCUUCUGCGCCACCUCAACCCCACCUCCGGCGACGCCUCCAGCCCCGGCGUGUACUCGCUGAACCCGGCGCUCGCGGCGCUCGAGGGCGACGCAGACGACACGAGCCCGGCGUCGCCGCAACGAGCUCGCGCAGAGAUCUGCUCCAUCGCAGAGCUCUACUCGCAGCGGUAUCUGGAUGCCUUUGGCGACUUUGUGCCGGCGUUUGUCAAGGGUGUGUGGGAGAUGCUGGGCAAUGAGGCAGUGUGCGGCAAGGGCGAGAAGUACGACCUGCUCGUGUCUCGCGCCAUUUCGCUCCUCUCGACGAUCGUGCGCAUGCCUUCGCAGCGCAGCAACUUCGAGGCAGACGCGACCCUCGAGGCCUUUGUGCAGGCCAUCAUCCUGCCCAACAUUGCGCUGCGCGAGGCCGACGAGGAGAUGUUUGAGGAUGAGCCGAUGGAAUGGGUGCGGCGCGAGUUCGCCAGCGAGGGUGGAGAGAAUGAGACUCGGCGACGAAGCGCCACGAGCUUCACUCGCGCGCUGCUGGAGCAGUUCUCGUCGCAGAUCACCGCCAUCAUCAGCCGCUACGUGGGCCAGUUCCUGCAGGAGUACGCCGGCGACCGCAGCAAGUGGCGCGGCAAGGACACGGCCGUGUACUUGCUCAGCUCCAUCGCCAGCACGGGCGGCACGACAAUGCACGGCGCGUCGUCAAUGAACAACCUCGUCGACGUCGUCCAGUUCUUCUCGGACCAUGUGUUCGAGGACCUGCAGGCCGACGCCAGCACCGUGCACCCGAUCCUGCAGGUCGACGCCAUCAAGUACCUGCACACAUUUCGGCAGCAGCUCACCAAGGAGCAGCUCCUCUCCGUGCUGCCGCUCCUUGUGCGGCAUCUCGAGUCGCAGAACUACGUCACAUGCUCGUACGCCGCCAUCACCAUCGAGCGCGUGCUGUUCAUCAAGCAGGACCGGCGUCUGCUCUUCACCUCUGCCGACGUGCAGCCGUUCGCAGAGAGCAUCCUCAUGGCGCUUUUCCGCAACAUCCAGAGCGGCGCAACGCCCGAGAAGCUGGCAGAGAACGACUACCUCAUGAAGUGUGUCAUGCGGGUCAUCUUGACGUGUCGCGAGGCGCUGGCGCCCUUCCAUCAGCCAAUUCUCGAGCGCCUGACGGCCAUCCUCGUCGAGAUCUCCAAGAAUCCCAGCAACCCGCGCUUCAGCCAGUUCUGCUUCGAGAGCAUCUCGGCCCUCAUCCGAUACGUGACGGCCGCGGAUGCCUCGGCAGUUGCCGGCUUCGAGCAGAGGCUCUCUGGGCCCUUCAUGAACAUCCUGCAGAACGACGUCACCGGUGAGACUCGCCUCUGCUGCUCGUCGUCGAAGUGGCGCUCACGCAUCGCUUCGGGCCGGCCCGCAGAGUUUGCGCCCUACGUCUUCCAGGUGCUGUCGCAGAUGCUCGAGCUGCACAAGGGCGACGCGAUGCCGCAGUCGUACGUGGCGCUGCUGCCUUCGCUCCUCACGCCGACGCUGUGGCAAUCUCGCGGCAACGUGCCUGCGCUCGUGCGUCUGCUGCAGGCCUUCCUGGCACGCGGCGGCGCCAAGAUUGCGGCAAACAACCAGAUCUCGCCGAUCCUCGGCAUCUACCAGCAGCUCAUCUCCAGCCGCAUCAACGACGAGUAUGGCUUUGAGCUGCUGCAGAGUCUCUUUGCGAACGUGUCGGCCGCGCAGAUGGACCAGUACAAGAAGGCCGUCCUCACGCUCAUGCUGACGCGCCUGCAAACGAGCAAGACGGAAAAGUUCUCGCGCGGCUUCAUUGGCUUCGUCGCCGAGUGGGCGUGCACGCAGCAGCCAGAGUAUCCGGACUACGUCGUGCUUGCCUUUGAUGCCGUGCAGCCUGGACUCUUCCCGCAGAUUUUGCAAGGCGUCAUCGUGCCCGACCUGAAGAAGAUCCCGCAGCGCCGCCGGCGAGUGGUGGCCACGGGCCUGGCGCGUCUCCUGACGCAGGGCUCGGCCAUGCUGUCGCCGCCAAACGUUGGCGCGUGGCCCGCUGCCAUGGCCGCCGUGCUGCAGCUGCUGCAGGAGCAGGCCGUCGUCUCGACGGGCGGGCAGGCCGAGGAGGAGGAGAUCUUUGCGCAGGACUGGGAGGACACGGGCUUCCAGGCCAGCUUCUCGGUGCUCGCCGCCUCGGCGGCGCCCGUGCGCGAUGCGGCGGCGCCCUUUGCCGGCGCCGAUGCGCGCGUCUUUCUCAGCCAGCAGCUUGCGGCUCUGAGGCGGCGCGAUGCCGCACAGCGCAUGGGGCUGACCCGCGCCUCUUUCCCAAAGGUGUCGCAGCUGCUCGCAGCCGUGCCGCGCGAGGUGCUCGAGCCAUUCUCAGCGUUCAUGGCACAGCGUGGCGAUGCCUGA
Molecule: messenger RNA, 3262 nt
Organism: Tilletiopsis washingtonensis
Lineage: Eukaryota; Fungi; Basidiomycota; Exobasidiomycetes; Entylomatales
Product: Cse1-domain-containing protein
Exons: 12
Coding region: 134-3262 (1042 amino acids)
Biological process (GO): protein import into nucleus; protein export from nucleus
Cellular component (GO): cytosol; nuclear envelope
Molecular function (GO): nuclear export signal receptor activity; small GTPase binding
Source: RefSeq, a predicted model, not a curated record